AUGGCUCAAAGCAAGAGCGCCGCCUAUGAUUAUCUUAUAAAGCUUUUGUUAAUUGGUGACUCAGGUGUUGGUAAAAGUUGUUUGUUGCUUCGCUUUUCCGAUGACUCGUUUACUCCUUCUUUUAUCACUACUAUUGGAAUCGACUUUAAAAUCCGAACGAUCGAAUUAGACGGUAAACGAAUCAAGCUCCAGAUUUGGGAUACUGCAGGUCAAGAACGUUUCCGUACUAUUACGACCG
Molecule: messenger RNA, 238 nt
Organism: Scutellospora calospora
Lineage: Eukaryota; Fungi; Glomeromycota; Glomeromycetes; Diversisporales; Gigasporaceae
Source: the annotation of a GenBank genome assembly